AUGCCGCCGCCGCCGCCGCUGCCACCACCAUCACUGCCGGGCGAGCUCCUCGAGGAGAUCUUCCUCCGCCUCCCGCCGGACGAGCCCGCGUGCCUCGUGCGCGCCUCCCUCUCCAGCAAGUUCUGGCUCGGCCUCCUCUCCGGCCCUCGCUUCCGCGGUCGCUACCACGACCACCAUGGAGCUCCCCCCAUGCUCGGCUUCCUUCGUGGUUUCUGGCUGGAGGGCUGCCACCGGCGCGAAAAAGGUCCCGUCCCACGCUUCACGUCCACCGCGAAAUUCGGGGCGCGCAUUCCCGACGACGAAUGGGACCACUCUGACUACUCUGCGUGGGACUGCCGCCAUGGCCGCGUCCUUCUUGGGGAUGCGUAUAGCUGCGAGCUCCUCGUUUGGGACCCCAUGACGGGCUGCCGGAGGGGGGUGGACUGGCCCAACCUGGUGGACGACAGCCGCGGGGUCGCCGUGCUCUGCGCCAUGAGGGGCUGUGACCACCGCACUUGUCAUGCGGCUCCCUUCCAGGUGGUUUUUGUCGGCGUGGAAAUGGGAGAAGAUGAGGAUGUUGAUGAUUGUGCUGCAUUCGCUUGUGUGUCCUUGCCAGAGACCGGUGACUGGAGCAAGCCAUGCCCUCCAUCUGAUCAGUGGGGCGAGCCCUGCCCUCUUCUUCAUCUUCCAGCUGAAGCAUUCAUCGAGCCAAUCCCCCCUGUCCUCAUCGAAGAAGCACUUCACUUCAUGAUUCAGUCUCUUAAGGAUGAUAGUGAAGAAAUUCUCAAGUAUGACUUCAGCUCUAAUAGCUUAUCACUGAUUGGUGCACCGAUUCAGGAUCGUGAAAUUGUCAGUUCCUCUAUCCUCAUGGCGAUGGAGGAUGGCAGUUUGGGGUAUGCAUAUGUCAAUGGAUCAACCCUCUACCUGUGGUCAAGACUGAUGGAUUCCAACGGAGUUGCCUCAUGGAGUCAACGUACAAUUAUCAAUCUCAUGAACCUUCUCCCCAUCCAAAAUCCUGUGGAAAGAAUUACAGUAGUUGGAUCCGUGGAGGGCGGUGAUGUCGUGUUCGUCACCACAGUGCUGGGCAUCUAUGAGAUUAAUGUUGAUUCGCAGCGAUGGAAGAAGCUAGGGAAGAGAGAAAAUUUAGAUGCUGUGAUUCCAUACAUGAGUUUCUACAAUCGACAAGAAAGGGUGAUGCCUGGUGACGUGGUGCAUUGA
Messenger RNA from Triticum turgidum subsp. durum (durum wheat), 1197 nucleotides. The record is from the annotation of a GenBank genome assembly. Lineage: Eukaryota; Viridiplantae; Streptophyta; Magnoliopsida; Poales; Poaceae.